Molecule: messenger RNA, 6228 nt
Organism: Acipenser ruthenus (sterlet)
Lineage: Eukaryota; Metazoa; Chordata; Actinopteri; Acipenseriformes; Acipenseridae
Product: mitogen-activated protein kinase kinase kinase 10-like
Exons: 11
Coding region: 2301-5252 (983 amino acids)
Biological process (GO): positive regulation of apoptotic process; protein phosphorylation
Molecular function (GO): ATP binding; protein binding; JUN kinase kinase kinase activity
Source: RefSeq, a predicted model, not a curated record
GAAGGUCUGUCAUUUGAGACGAGCAUCCUUGCUCAUUUUAUUUCAUGAAGUAUUUAAGUGACGUCUUUCCUAAAUAACAGAAACAGCAAUAUUAUUACCAAUAAUCUAGCAACAACGGAGAGCAACACAGGUUAUUAGGACCACGACUGUCGCAAUCCUGUUUUAUUUACGGAAAUGCUUGGUGGACUCUAGCAGGUGCUCCGACAUCCGGAAAAGCAGGAAAUUGACAGGAGAGCGAGCAUAUAAAACAGGUGUAGCGCAUUCCUGCACAUCAUAAUACUGUCAGGGUGCAACCCGCGAACUGGGGUCUGCUGUAGCAUUAUACACGGCAAGCCUGGUGUUGGGCAUGGAGCUGUUGUAUCCGAGCUCCACCUGUCAGUUAAAUUAAACAUGUUCUAGUUGUACCUUUUUCUUCACGACCACAGCAUCCAGGAAGCGUUUUUUUUUCUCACUCUUCUCCCCUGUCCCGUUGUUGCAUUGGACUACACUGCCAGCAUGCACUGCGAGAGCCGGUGUAUUUGGAUACAGUGCAAGCAGUAGCAGCUGACAGCUUAGGAGAGUGAAUGGAACAUUGGAAAAAUAUACUGCAUACAGUCAAAUAGGGGGAUUGUAAACGAACUGCAACACACACAGCAGAAAACAUCAUAUUGAAAACGUUAAUCUUGGUUUGAAGAAAAAAAAAUACAUGUACGAGGCAGGUGUGAAAAUGUGAGUGCGCGAUAGGAGUUUUUUUUUUUUUUUUUUUUUUGCAACAACAGCGUCGUUAAUCGAAGCAGUGGGUGAGCUGGCGACAGAGCUGGCAGUAAUCGUUGUUGAAUUAUUGUCAUGAAGAUGGUGGAUCCGUGGUAUGGCUGCUGGUUAAAGCGAGGAAUGAACACAACAUUACCGAUGGGUUGUAUUUUAACUUCGCCAGGGAAACAAAUGGUCCACCUUUCAGAUUCCUGCCUGGGUUGGGAUAACCAAUAAACAGUCAAUACGGACUGAAGAGUGUAGCGAAAGGCGUUUGGGAAAAAUAAUACAACCCAGGCUGUAUAGCUUUUUUGAUCUUCUCAUAACUGUACAGUAUAGGAAUGCUUAGCUGUUGUGAAGUGAGAGAGAAAAAAAACUGAUAACAUAUUGCAAAAACACUGGAAUAGCGAUAUAUGUAUUUAUUACAUAUAUUCAAAAUCUCAGGGACAGAUUGGAGGUCUGAAAAAGAUGAAAACUGCAAUAUUUCUUGUUUUAGUUGCAACGCACAAAACCUGUGAAAAAGGGAAAUGCAAGGAAGGUGUAUGUGCAGUUCUGAGUAGGGCUGCUUUUAUUACGUUUUACGUUAGACUUCGCUAAAAUAAGAAGAAAUCAUUAUUGCGUUAUACAGAACAACUACACAGAAAUGUAGUGCCGAUGUUAAAUGACCGAACAUUUAAGAUUAUUUUUAAAACAAUGACAAGGCAGGGAGAAUUGUUUUGAAUUGAGAAUUUGUAGAUGGCUGCUGCAGUUUAUAUUAUAGAAUGUUGUUGACACUGGUUACCUUGUACAGCGCUAAGGCGAAAUGAAGACCGCGUUAGCUGCUUAAUGUUGGGUUUCAAGACUAGGUGAUUAUGUUUGGCCUCAUCUUCCCAGAGAAGGUACUGUUUGUAAACUGCUGAUUCUGAAAAAAAAAAUUCUAGUGUAAGAGAACAAGAAACGAUGCAGUAUAUUAAGAGGGACAAUUUAGAAGUGCAAUUUAGAGUUUUCUAAUUUAUAUGAAUGUAUUUAAUAUAUUGGUUCGUUUUAAAUACAAAGUCAAGGUGUGCUGUCAGUGGCAUUUCAGGAUAUUGCAAGCUUGUAUUUGUAGUGCAUUAUAGAUUGUAUUGGUAAACGAUUGCAUCUGUUAAGUCCUGUAUCAUUUGUUUUCCUUUGUGUACAGAGUAGGUUUAAACAUCUGCUUUUAAAUACAGCAUAACAUGUGCAAUUUCUCUUAAACAAUACACCAAGGAUUGAGCCAGCAGGCAUGGAUGGAAUACUGCAUGUUCCUUGUUUAACCCCUCGAGUUCGUCCUGCAAAGUGAAGGAGGCAGCAAGGAACCUAGAGGAUACUUUCAAUUGACACCUCAACCACAGCAUAGACAACUGCACACAAAACAAUGGGAUUCUCCUCAGUGGAUGUGUAGACACCCUCCUCCACCCAAAAAAAAAAACCUUCAAUAAUAAUCUCACUUGUAAUAAUGGAACGAUUUCUAACGUGUGUCCGUUAUUUCUGUUGAAGUCCCCUCACUGGAUUCUCAGAGACAUGUGCAAUCUAAUUUAUUUGCACCCUAACCCAGCAGGCUCAUUGUCACGAUGGCUAAUAAAAUGAGCUGCCCGUCCUCUCUGUCGCCUUCCUGUAAUAGUGGGGGAAGCAUUAACAGGCACGAUCAACAGCAUGGGGAUGGGACUUCGAGUACGACUGAAAAUGGCAGUUGUAAUUCGUCCACGUUUUCCUCCAGUUCACCGGACCACCCCCAGCACACCGGCCCUGCCGCGCUCUGGACUGCGGUGUUUGACUACGAAGCGACGGCCGAUGAAGAGCUCACCCUCUGCAGGGGGGACCUGCUGGAGGUGCUGUCCAGAGACUCCAAUGUGUCCGGGGAUGAGGGCUGGUGGACGGGCAAAAUCAAGGACAAAGUCGGCAUUUUCCCCAGCAACUACGUCAUCUGGGAUCCCAACUACACCAAAAUCCACGGCAGUUUAAUGAAAGAGUGCCCCUUACCUCUGGAGAUUGAUUUCCAAGAGCUGCGUUUGGAAGAGAUUAUUGGGGCUGGCGGCUUUGGGAAAGUUUAUAAAGGCAUCUGGCGAAGUGAGGAGGUGGCGGUGAAAGCAGCCAGGCAAGAUCCCGACGAGGACAUCAGUGUCACCGCGGAGAACGUCCGGCAGGAGGCCAAGCUGUUCUGGAUGCUCCGGCACCCCAACAUCAUUGCGCUGAAAGGGGUGUGUCUGAAGGAACCCAAUCUGUGCCUGGUGAUGGAGUAUGCCCGCGGAGGGGGUCUUAACCGAGCCCUCUCUGGCAAGAAGGUGCCCCCGCGGGUGCUGGUGAACUGGGCUGUGCAGAUAGCCAAAGGGAUGAGCUACCUUCACAAUGAGACCAUCGUGCCCAUCAUUCACAGAGACCUCAAGUCCAGCAACAUUCUGAUUCUGGAGCAGCUGGAGAACGACGAGCUCUCCAAUAAGACCCUGAAGAUCACUGAUUUCGGCCUGGCCCGCGAGUGGCACAGGACCACCAAGAUGAGCGCCGCGGGGACCUACGCCUGGAUGGCCCCCGAGGUCAUCAAGCUGUCCCUCUUCUCCAAGAGCAGCGACAUCUGGAGUUUCGGGGUGCUGCUGUGGGAGCUCUUGACUGGGGAGGUUCCCUAUCGUGAGAUCGAUGCCCUGGCUGUGGCCUACGGAGUGGCCAUUAACAAGCUGACCCUGCCAAUCCCUUCCACCUGCCCAGAGCCCUUUGCCAGACUGCUGGAAGAGUGCUGGAGCCCCGACCCACACCACAGGCCCUCCUUCAGCACCAUCCUGGAGCAGCUGCUGUGCAUCGAGCAGUCGGCCAUGUUCCAGAUGCCCCUGGAGUCCUUCCACUCUCUGCAGGAGGACUGGAGGCUCGAGAUCCAGCAGAUGUUCGAUGAGCUGCGCACCAAAGAGAAGGAGCUGCGCAGCUGGGAGGAGGAGCUGACGCGUGCCGCUCUGGAGCAGAAGGAGCAGGAGGAGGCGCUGCGCAGGCGAGAGCAGGAGCUGGCUGAGCGGGAGAUCGACAUCGUGGAGCGGGAGCUCCACAUCAUCAUCCACCAGAUGUACCAGGAGAAGCCCAAGGUGAAGAAACGCAAGGGCAACUUCAAGAAGAGCCGGCUGAAGCUGGGCAAGGACGGCAACCGCAUCAGCCUGCCCUCAGGUUUUGAACACAAGAUCACCGUACAAGCGUCUCCCAGCGUUGACAAGCGGAAAGGCCAGGGCCCGGACCGCUGCAGCCCCCCAGGCAGCCCUGUCAUCAUCCCUCGGCUGCGGGCGAUCCGAUUGACCCCCAGCGACGGCAGCAGGACGUGGGGGCGCAGUGCGGUGUGUAAGAAGGAGGACCUGGCUGCCAACAAGAAGAAGGUGCGCACCUGGAGCCCCAGCUCCACACACCAGAGAGAACGCAUCGGAGGAGAAGACAGGUUGAAGUCCCUGGGGGAGGGGUGUAAGCAGUGGUCGUCCAGUGCCCCCAACUUGGGCAAAUCCCCCAAGCAUGUCCCAAUCUCUGGGGGAUUCGCCAGCCUCAACGAGAUGGAAGAGGACUAUGAUGCCAGCUCCCCUCAGACGAACCCCCCAGACGAGGCUGACAGUAAUGGGAUGGAGGAGGACAGCGUGCCCCUUCCCUCCAGCUGCACCCCCACAGACUGCCAUCGCCGCGGUGCCCAGCGCAAGAAGAACAGCCUAGUGCUGCUGGGCUGUGCCUCCAUACUGGCCUCCAUCGCCCUCGGCAACGACCUUCUCCAGCUCGGCCGACAGCAGAUGUCCCAGGACGAGUUGGAAACCAAGGAGGAGAAGAAGAAGAAGGAGGGUCUGUUCCAGCGGACAGGGCGCUUCCGCCACAGCACCAGCGCCGCCAGCAGGAGAGAGGAGUCCGUCCUGCCUUCCCUGGAGCUGUCCAGCUCAGUCACCCUGCUGUCCCUGUCCUCGCUCUCCGACUGCAACUCCACCAAGUCACUGCUGCCCUUCGAGAGCGAGGACCUCUCCGCCACCAACCCCCUGCUGGACCUCAAAACUGAGAGCUUCAAGAGAGACCCCAGGCAGUCCCUGACCCCCACGCACGUGAGCGCCGCCCAGGCCGUGUCGCGAGGGCACCGGCGCACCCCGUCGGACGGGGCGAUUCAGCCCCGGGUCCAGACCCCCACCCACCGCAGGACUCCGUCUGACGGCAGCGUGCCGGUCCUCCCUGACACAGGCUCCAGGGAUGUGGAGGUCCCCCGCUUGCCCGACCCCUCUACGCUGUUCCCCCAGGUCCCGCGGCGGAGGCCUCCCCUCGAGAAGGACACUGCGGCGAUCGAGAGGCCCAAGACGCUGGAGUUUGCACCGCGGCCACGCCCCUCCUCCGGCCGGGCCAGGAUCGACCCCUGGAAGUUGGUGUCGUUCAGACGGACGCACAGCUCCUCUCCCGGCAGCAGCUGUGACAGCCCGCAGGCCUCAGAGGAGCCAGUCCCAGCCAGACAGACCCUGCUGGACAUAGACAUGGAUGGACAGAGUCAGGACAGCACUGUCCCGCUGUGCAAGACCGCCCAAGCGCUGAGCUAACUGAGCCUUAACCCCUGAGCCUGGAGAAAACGUGACAGCUGCAGCGUGGAGAGAUGACUUUAAGCAAGCAUCGCAGCAGUCCAGCUGGUCUUCAGUGAAACCACUAUUAAAAUCGUAGUGCUGGAAUGCAUGGUUUUUUCAUGUACUUUCAAUUUUAACCUAAUAUUAGAAUAUUCUUACAUUUUACCUUUAAAACUAUAAUAUUACAGUAAAAUAAACCUGGUAUGCCAGUAAAUUACUCAUUUACAAAAAGAGAAAAACACAGUGUGUUUGUUUUAUUUAUGCAUUAAUGUUCAUUUUAAGCCUUCAAUGUCUUUUUGAUACAGUCUUUUAUAGAUUCUAGUAUAUAAACUAAUACAAAUAUGGUCAUUUUUGCCACAGAAUACAUUCCAAGCAGUGUUUGUUAAAGCAUUCAAAUAGAAAUACGGGUGUUUGUUUUUGAGUAGGGUGAACAUAAUCCUGCCUGGGUAACAGAAGCAUAAAAACAAAUGAAGGGUCUUAUCCGGAGUCUGCUGAACUGUGAGGGAUAGGCUGAAGACAUUAGUGAUGUGCUGUCCUGUUUUCAUCCUUUUGAGAUUAUAUGGGUGAAAAUCUGCAUGGCUGGCAGAGCCAUCACUCACUGGUAAUGGAAAAGGAAUUCACUUUGAAACACCCAUUCAAGAUAAACUCUGUGAAAAACAUGUUGGUAUCUCUAUGCUGCUACAAGAUUACAAUAGAAAUGUUAGUUAAGGUCGUUGAACCACAGUUAGAUUUUAAUGAAAAAAAAAAGGUCCUUAGUCUGUUAACUUCCAACUGUCUUUGACCUGUUGAGAACCGAGCAACAGCUGAAUUUGUGAAGUCUCCUUCAUCGUCCACAAGUAGUGGUUUAAGAAAUGGGCAGUUGUUCUUCUGCACUGCUGGAUGCAUCAGAAAUGGACGAUUCCAUUUGCUGGUCUUCAGUAUUCAUUUUGUUUUAAGAAUUCAUUGUGACCAAUGU